Hyaena hyaena (striped hyena) is the source of this 2651-nucleotide messenger RNA. RefSeq names its product Wnt ligand secretion mediator (gene WLS). The record is from RefSeq and is a predicted model, not a curated record. The transcript has 12 exons. Gene Ontology annotation, cellular component: organelle membrane; endomembrane system. Gene Ontology annotation, biological process: intracellular protein transport; Wnt protein secretion; Wnt signaling pathway. Lineage: Eukaryota; Metazoa; Chordata; Mammalia; Carnivora; Hyaenidae. Gene Ontology annotation, molecular function: Wnt-protein binding. The coding region runs from base 241 to 1866 and encodes 541 amino acids.
AGGCGGCGGAGCGGCCACAAUCACAGCUCCGGGCAUUGGGGGAACCCGAGCCGGCUGCGCCGGGGGAAUCCGUGCGGGCGCCUUGCGUCCCGGUCCCAUCUUCGCCGCGCUCCCGCACCCCUGAAGUUUUGCAGCGCCCAGAAAGGAGGCAAGGGAGGAGGGAGCGUGAGAGGAGAGCAGGCAAAAAGCACACCCUAAAACAUUUAUUUCAAGGAGGAGAGGAAAAAGGGGGGCGCAAAAAUGGCUGGGGCAAUUAUAGAAAACAUGAGCACCAAGAAGCUGUGCAUUGUUGGUGGGAUUCUGCUCGUGUUCCAAAUCAUCGCCUUUCUGGUGGGAGGCUUGAUUGCUCCAGGGCCCACAACGGCAGUAUCCUACAUGUCAGUGAAAUGUGUGGAUGUCCGUAAAAACCAUCACAAGACAAAAUGGCUAAUGCCUUGGGGACCCAACCAAUGCGACAAGAUCCGAGACAUCGAGGAAGCAAUCCCAAGGGAAAUCGAAGCCAAUGACAUUGUGUUUUCUGUCCACAUUCCCCUUCCUUCCAUGGAGAUGAGUCCUUGGUUCCAAUUCAUGCUGUUUAUCCUGCAGCUGGACAUUGCAUUCAAGCUGAACAACCAAAUCCGAGAAAAUGCAGAAGUUUCCAUGGAUGUUUCCCUGGCUUACCGCGACGAUAUGUUUGCUGAAUGGACUGAAAUGGCCCAUGAGAGAGUGCCCCGGAAACUCAAAUGUACCUUCACAUCCCCCAAGACCCCGGAAUAUGAGGGUCGUUACUAUGAAUGUGAUGUCCUUCCUUUCAUGGAAAUUGGGUCUGUAGCUCAUAAGUACUAUCUUCUGAACAUUCGGCUCCCUGUGAAUGAGAAGAAGAAAAUCAACGUUGGAAUUGGGGAAAUAAAGGAUAUUCAGUUGGUGGGAAUCCAUCAAAAUGGAGGCUUCACCAAGGUGUGGUUUGCCAUGAAGACCUUCCUUACGCCCAGCAUCUUCAUCAUUAUGGUGUGGUAUUGGAGGAGGAUCACUAUGAUGUCCCGACCCCCAGUGCUUCUAGAAAAAGUCAUCUUUGCCCUUGGGAUUUCCAUGACAUUUAUCAACAUACCAGUGGAGUGGUUUUCCAUUGGAUUCGACUGGACGUGGAUGCUGCUGUUUGGUGACAUCCGACAGGGCAUUUUCUAUGCGAUGCUUCUCUCCUUCUGGAUCAUCUUCUGUGGCGAGCACAUGAUGGAUCAGCAUGAGCGGAAUCACAUAGCAGGGUAUUGGAAACAAGUUGGACCAAUUGCUGUUGGCUCUUUCUGCCUCUUCAUAUUUGACAUGUGUGAGAGAGGGGUACAACUCACGAAUCCCUUCUACAGUAUCUGGACUACAGAUGUUGGAACAGAGUUGGCUAUGGCCUUCAUCAUUGUGGCUGGUAUCUGCCUCUGCCUCUACUUCCUGUUUCUGUGCUUCAUGGUGUUUCAGGUGUUUCGGAACAUCAGUGGGAAGCAGUCCAGCCUGCCAGCCAUGAGCAAAGUCCGGCGGCUGCACUAUGAGGGGCUGAUUUUCAGGUUCAAGUUCCUCAUGCUGAUCACCUUGGCCUGUGCUGCUAUGACUGUCAUUUUCUUCAUCGUUAGUCAGGUGACUGAAGGCCACUGGAAGUGGGGCGGUGUCACAGUCCAAGUGAACAGUGCCUUUUUCACAGGCAUCUAUGGGAUGUGGAACCUGUAUGUCUUUGCUCUGAUGUUCCUAUAUGCACCAUCUCAUAAGAACUACGGGGAAGACCAGUCCAAUGGUGAUUUGGGUGUCCACAGUGGGGAGGAACUCCAGCUCACCACCACCAUCACUCACGUGGACGGACCCACCGAGAUCUACAAGUUGACCCGCAAGGAGGCCCAGGAGUAAGAGGCUGCGGCACCCGGGUGCAAAGGAAUGCUCGAAUGCUCGAGGCUCGUAGCUGGGGUUUCUUGGACCUGCGGCAUGGACAUUUGUCAGUUUGCCUUCUGACUGUAGCUCUCGGAGUAAGAUUCCUCCUGCGGCCACUAAUGCGUUGUGUAUAAUAACAAAACCUCUGAUAUGACACAUUUUCUGUGAUCAUUGUUAAUUAGUGACAUAGUAACAUCUGUAGCAGGUGGUUAGUAAACCUCAUGUGUUGGGGGUGUUCUCCUUGGGGGAUGGUUUGGGCCAGAUGGGGUCUAUAUGGAGUGGAAUUAUUUGACUCUUUUUCCUGUUUUAGAUUCUAGGAUAGAUUUUAACAUUUUUUGCAGCCCAGGAUAGGCUGACGUCAUAGUCUUCUCAAUCCUAGUCUGUGACCACUUGUGUUUUGUUUUUCUAUUUAUAUCACCAAGUAGCCUAUUGAGUUAAUAUUUAAGUUGUCGAUAGAUAUGUGUCCCUAUUUUUUAUGGCAUAAUAUAAAAUAACUGAAUCUCAUGAGAAGGUCUGUUACGCCAGGGGCAUUUCAGCUUUGAAACCAAAUCUGUAUAUCCAAUACUAACCAGUCUGUUGGAUGUGGGUUUAAAAAAAAAAUGUUUGCUAAACUACCCAAGUAGGAUUUACUGUAUUAAAUGGCCUUUGGGUCUGAAAAGCUUUUUUAACCCCUUGCUUAAAAUGUGUUUUCUUUUGAUAAGAUGCUUCCAACAGCCUCCAACAGUGUAGAUCCGAUCAUUUCAAUAAACCUGUACGUGUACGCA